Molecule: messenger RNA, 567 nt
Organism: Olea europaea var. sylvestris
Lineage: Eukaryota; Viridiplantae; Streptophyta; Magnoliopsida; Lamiales; Oleaceae
Exons: 2
Coding region: 1-567 (188 amino acids)
Source: RefSeq, a predicted model, not a curated record
AUGACAAACAACAAUGCAGAGUCGUUGAACUCGAUGUUGAGAGAAGCCCGGUCGUUACCGAUAACCUACUUGGUUGAACACAUUCGGAGUACUAUGCAGAAGUGGUUUUACGAACAUCGAGCAAAUGUGAAAGAAUGCUGUACCUUAUUGACACCAAGGAUGGAGAACGAGCUACGGACGACUUUCGAAAAUGGAACUAGGCUUCGAGCCCAUGUCCUGACAAACAACUUGAUGCAAGUUGGAAUAUCCAACGACACGGACAUAGUUGACUUAGGGAAGAUGUUGUACGAGCUUUGCUCCAGUUAUUAUUCAUCGGACUACUGGAAGGGUGCCUAUAGCGAAACUAUAUAUCCUGUUUCGAGGGAAGUGGAUUGGGUUGUUCCGAGCUUAAUUACAUGUACUCCUAUUUUCCCACCACUCAUACGUCGUCCUCCAGGUAGACCACCAACCCGCCGUAAGCGUUCUAGGUAUGAGUAUGCAUGGUCUACCAGAAAAUGUACCCGCUGUGGUAGAGUUGGUCAUAAUCGGACCACAUUUUCAAACCCCCGUGUAUCACAUGCUCCUUAA